AUGAACUACUCAUGUUAUGAAAUAAAAAGUGAUUCUAACCUUGUAAUUGUUCAAAAUGGAGCGGUUUCAUCUGAACAAAUCAAAUGUUCCGAGAUUGGAGUCAGCAUGUUGAAGAAAGGAGGCUCAGCUGUUGAUGCAGCAAUUGCAGCAGAGUUAUGUAUUGGCGUAAUAAAUUCUCAUUCUGCUGGUGUAGGGGGUGGAGGGUUUAUACUGAUCCGAGAUUCUAAUGGAACUUCACAAGCCAUUGAUUUCCGAGAAACAGCUCCAGGUGCAUCCACCAAACUUAUGUACAAGAAUAAUCCUCUUUUAUCCCGAGUUGGUGGACUCAGUGUGGGAGUUCCUGGUGAGAUUCGUGGAUUGGAAUUAGCACAUAAAAACUUUGGAAAGUUAAAAUGGGAAACCCUUUUUGAACCUUCAAUCGUACUUAGUAAACGUGGAUUCAAAGUUCCACCAGAGUUGGCAAGAAGAUUAAAAGAAUAUAAACAAGAAAUUGAAAGUAAUCCAGACCUAUCGGCCAUAUAUGCACCAUAUGGUACAAUAUUGAAUGAAGGAGAUAUUGUAAAAAAUUAUAAGUUGGCAAGAACAUUAAAAUUAUUAUCAAAAUUUGGAUCUGAAGGCAAAAUUGCUCAAUCUAUUGUAAAAAAAGUUAGAGCAACAAAUGGAAUAAUCACGUCAAAAGAUUUAAAAGAUUAUCAACCAAUUGUAACUAAACCAAUUACAGGAUUUUUUAAUGGUAGAAAGAUCAUAACAACUCCUGCACCUUCAGGUGGACCAAUUUUAUUAGCAAUGUUAAAUAUUUUAGAAAGAUAUAGAUUGUCAACAGAAGAAGAUCAUGGCACAACUCAUAUCUCAGUUGUGGAUAAAAACAAUCAAUCAGUUUCUUUAACUUCAACUGUUAAUAUAAAAUGGGGAUCACAAGUCAUGGAUCCUGAUACUGGUAUAUUACUUAACGAUGAAAUGGAUGAUUUCUCAACUCCAGGUAUCUCAAAUUAUUUUGGUCUGAAGCCUUCACCAUAUAAUUAUAUUGCUCCGAAUAAGAGACCAUUAUCAUCAUGUGUACCUGUUAUUAUUGAAAAGGACGGGGAAUUUGAAAUGGCAAUUGGUGGGAGCGGUGGAACAAGGAUACUAAGUUCUGUAUUACAGGUGAUAUUGAAUUAUUAUGAAUUUGAUAUGAAUAUUUUAGAAGCAAUUGAAAGUCCUAGAAUACACCAUCAAUUAUUGCCAAAUGAAGUAUCAAUGGAGUACGGUUAUCCUAAUUUUUUAAUACCAGAAUUAUUACAAAGGGGACAUGAAAUAAAACUUUUUAAUCUUACCGUUGGAUUAUCAGGAGUACAUGCUGUUGUUAAACAACAAAAUCAAACAAUAUUUGCCGCAGGAGAUUUUAGGAAGUAUGGAAUGGCUUCAGGAUAUUAA
Molecule: messenger RNA, 1413 nt
Organism: Entrophospora candida
Lineage: Eukaryota; Fungi; Glomeromycota; Glomeromycetes; Entrophosporales; Entrophosporaceae
Source: the annotation of a GenBank genome assembly